Messenger RNA from Poeciliopsis prolifica (blackstripe livebearer), 3456 nucleotides. Its product is annotated as kinesin-like protein KIFC3. The record is from RefSeq and is a predicted model, not a curated record. Lineage: Eukaryota; Metazoa; Chordata; Actinopteri; Cyprinodontiformes; Poeciliidae. Gene Ontology annotation, molecular function: microtubule motor activity; microtubule binding; ATP binding. Gene Ontology annotation, biological process: microtubule-based movement.
AGCUGCUCUGGGUCGGUCCGAUCUGAAGCGGGUCGCUGGUUCCGAGCGGAUGGCGGGACGGCAGCAUGCUGUGCUGGGUGGGAACGCUGAUCAAUACGCGCUGGCUGGACCGGCGCCGGUCCGGACGGGCAGCGGAGCGGAAGUCCCGCCUUGGAGCGCCGGUCCAGCGGUCCAGCGCUCUGCUCAGCCCGGCGGUCAUGUUCGGAACCAGACAGAGUUGGGACAUCGUUCACGCCCCCUGCCUGCAGGAGCUCUGGAAGAAAGACCUCUCAUUGGACGCCAGCUCAGUGGACUUCCUGAUGAGUGAUGGUGAAGACGACGGCUCCUUCCUGUCUCUGCCUGCGGCCGCCUUCUCACAGCGCCCCCUGACCGCUGAGCUCAACGCCAGCUCGUCCCACCAGCUGCUCAUCCAGAGAGUCUCCUGGUCCUGCUGCUGGACGCCUGUCAAUACUCUGCAGGACAAGGUUUCUGAGCUUCAGGCCUGUUUCAGCUUAGAGGAGGUUUCCUGCCAGCAGGGGGGCGGAGCUUGGACCCAGGGGGAGGAGCCUCUGCUGGCCACGCCCACAGGUGUGAAGCCGAAUCUGGACCGUUUCAGCCGACCCGAAGAGGAGCAGCUCGUCUCUCGGCUGCACACACAGGUGGCGACGCUGGAGCAGAAGCUGCUGGAUCGGACUCAGGAGGUGGAGAGACUUCGCUCUGAACUAGGGGCGACAGACCUGGAGAAGCAGCUGGAGCGGCUGCUGGUGGAGAACGAGCGUCUGAAACAGGAGCUGAAGUCACUCAGGAGCUCAGAGCUUCAGCCUGACGCCGCGGCGGACGGCUGCAGCCGCUGCAACCGCUGCAACCAUGCUCAGGAGGCGGAGUCGCUGCGGCGGCAGGCGGCGUCCUAGAGUCGGGCGCGGCAGCGGGAGCUGCGGCUUGCCGAGCUGCAGCAGGAGCUGCAGGAGAGCACCUGCAGAGCGGAGGCGCUGCAGCUGCAGCUGGACGACAGCAGGAGGCGCCGCAGCGAGGAAGAGCAGAAACUGCAUCUGCGACUGCAGGAGUGCGAAGAAGAGAUGGCUAGACAGGCAGUGGCGCCCCCUAGAGUCAAGGUGGUGACCCAGAUGGUGCAGGUGGAGUCGGCCGACUCGCAGAAGGCGCUGGUGGAGCUGCAGGUGAAGAACGGGUCGCUGCAGGAGCAGCUGUCGCUGCAGAGGCAGCUGCUGCGCGAGCUGGAGGCGCAGCUGCACGACUCGCAGCGCACCUGCACUCAGCUCCGGACUCAGCUGCGCCUCUGUGGCCUUUUAUCCGCGGCUGUCAGCAACGCAAAGAGCCAAUUGGAUCUCGGCUUGUCCAAGAUCCACGUCUACGAGGGGGAGAUGCAGCGAGCGCAGGGCCAGCUGGAGGCCGACAUGCAGAACCUGGAGGACGAGAAGAACCGGCUGAUCGAGGAGGCCUUCGUCCGGGCCGAGAGCGAGAUGAAGGCCGUCCACGAGAACCUGGCAGGUGUGCGUCUGAACCUGCUCAGCCUGCAGCCGGCCCUGCGAACUUUGACCUCUGACUAUAACUGCCUGAAGAAGCAGGUCCAGGAUUUCCCCUCCAUGCUGGAGAAAGCAAUCAGUGAGGCCAAGCAGGAGAUCUGCCAGGUGAUCAGCGACGUCAGCAGCACCAACCAGGAUCUGCUCAGGAAGUACAAGAGGGAGAUGAACCUGAGGAAGAAAUGCCACAACGAGCUGGUCCGCCUCAAAGGUAAUAUCCGGGUGUUCUGCCGGGUCCGACCCGUCAGCCAAGAGCAACUGGACUCGGCUGACGCGGAAACGGCGCUGAGCUUCGACUCAGACGACGACGCUGUCCUCUACCUGUCCUCCAGGGGAAAGGUCAUGACCUUUGAACUGGACAAGGUCUUCCCGCCGCAGGCCUCGCAGGAGGAGGUGUUCCAGGAAGUGCAGGCCCUGGUCACUUCCUGUAUCGACGGAUUCAACGUCUGCAUCUUCGCGUACGGACAGACAGGAUCUGGGAAGACCUACACCAUGGAGGGCGUGACCUCUGACCCUGGCAUAAACCAGCGCGCGCUGCGCCUGUUGUUCGCCGAAGUGUCGGAGAAAAGACUGGACUGGGAAUAUCGGAUCAUCGUCAGCCUGGUGGAGAUUUACAACGAAACGCUGCGUGACCUGCUGAGGCCGAAUUCCACAGACAAGCUGGACAUCAAGCUGAACCCGGACGGCAGCGGACAGCUCUACGUCCCCGGACUGACGGAGAUCGUCGUCCGGAGCCCCGAGGACAUCAACAGGGUGUUUGAGCUGGGCCGGGUGAACCGGGCCACGGCGUGCACCAACCUGAACGAACACAGCUCACGCUCCCACGCGCUGCUCAUCACCGUGUCUGGGUUCAACAGCACGACCGGAACCAGAACACAAGGGAAGCUGAACCUGGUGGACCUGGCCGGUUCGGAGCGGAUCGGGAAGUCCGGAGCAGAGGGCAGCCGGCUCCGGGAAGCGCAGUGCAUCAACAAGUCUCUGUCGGCGCUGGGCGACGUCAUCAGCGCGCUGCGCGGCCGACACGCCCACGUCCCCUUCAGGAACUCGCGGCUCACCUACCUGCUGCAGGACUCUCUGAGCGGAGACAGCAAGACCCUGAUGAUGGUCCAGGUGUCUCCGUUGCCUGGCAACAUGAGUGAGUCGGUGUGUUCGCUGAAGUUCGCUCAGCGCGUUCGCAGCGUGGAGCUCAACGCUGCCGCUUCGUCCAAGAGACACGAGAACUCGUCCACGUCGUCCUCGCCCACACACGGCAGCCUGGAGCUGGACUCUCCCCCUGUCACGCCGGCGCCCCUCCCCAUCUCGCGGGCCAGCAGCGCCGGCUCCACGCUGUCCUCGGCCUCCAGGACGCCCAGCGGGCCCAGCGGUUCCCGCAGGCGCUCCCAGUCGCAGCUGGCUGCAGGUCGGAGCGGACCCAGAGACGGAGCGCCUCCACUGUCCGUCUGCCCGUCUUCCUCUGUCUCCUCAUUCUGUGCUCUGAUUGGUUGGUUUCCAGACAGAGGGGUAGAGGGCCCGUUGCUAGGAGACGGCGGGCAGGACGACUGAAGCUGAACGCCUGAGAGACGCGGGACGUCCAGAACCGACAGUCUUUCUGUUAGUGGACCGGACUUCACCGAACCGGGCCAGAACUGCUGCUGGACUGUGAGGACAUCAGACCUGAUGCAGCAGAUGAUGAAGAAGAGCAGACUCUUCCUCUUGAACUGAACUGUUCCCCUAGAGAAUCUGUUUUUGCACUUUACCCUGAGGUUGUUUUCCCAGCAGCGCCCCCUGCCGGUCGCUGUCUGAACUCUUUUAAUUUAGUUGAACUUUGACCUGUAAAUGUUCUGAUCUGGUUGGAUCUCAUUGGCAUUUGGACUCUGGAGCGGUUCUGCUCCAGAGUCGACUGGGAUCCAGGCCGUCCGUCUGUUUUCUAAAUGUUUUUAUUAAACUUCCUGAAACCUUC